AUGGAUACCAUCACCACCACAACAAAGAUGGACUACAUCCUUAACACCCACGUAGGCGACCUCCCCUGGGAGACCUUCGUCAGCCUCCUAAUCACCAAUGGCACCCUCAUCAAUCUCGGCAUUGCUGCCAAGUCCUCCAUGGAGAUCCCUUACAUGCCCGUCCUCUUCAACCAACUCAAGAUCGUCGGUUCAUUGGUCGCAUCGCGCCAUGUCGUCAACAAAAUGUUUGAGUUCGCCGCCCGCCACAAUAUCAAACCCGAGAUCGAGGAGUACGACAUGACCACCAAGGGAUGCCGUGAGGGUUUCAAGCGUAUCACCGAACAGCAGGCCCGCUACCGCGUCGUCCUCAACGUCCCCAGAAACUUGGCCUUGUAA
This is a messenger RNA of Linnemannia hyalina, 375 nucleotides long. Lineage: Eukaryota; Fungi; Mortierellomycota; Mortierellomycetes; Mortierellales; Mortierellaceae. The record is from the annotation of a GenBank genome assembly.